Messenger RNA from Menidia menidia (Atlantic silverside), 2157 nucleotides. Lineage: Eukaryota; Metazoa; Chordata; Actinopteri; Atheriniformes; Atherinopsidae. The record is from the annotation of a GenBank genome assembly.
AUGAAGAGUCUGCUGAUCGCCAGCGAGAGCGCCGAGGUUCUCUUCCACUGGACCGACCUGGAGUUCCAGCAGAAUGUCCGGGAGCAGUACGGAGGAUCUCAGGAGGAGGGCGAGGAGCUUCCCGCCUUCGAGGACAUCGUCAGCACCCUGUUCGCUCCCAUCAUCAUCUCCUGCAGCACCAUGGUGGACAGGCAGGGGGACAGCUACACCUCCUUCACCACCGAGAACAACCACACCUACGUGCUGCACCAGGCCAUCUGUGUCCCUCAGUUCGACGAGUGCCUCUACAUCGCGGUGAACGGAGACGGGGAGGAGAAGGAGGACGACCUGAGGCGGAAGAUCUACGUGAUGAAGAAGAUGAUCGAGGUCAUGUUCGGCAUGGUGACCCUCAGCGGGAGCCUGCUGAGGAGAGAGUUGCGUCCUCAGGACACGGAGCAGAGGUCCAGGCUGUGGAAGCAGCUGCAGAGCCUCCUGGAGACCUACAGCCACCUCCGAGAGAACGACCAGAGCUUCCUAGUGGAGGCGGUGGAGAGGUUAAUCCAUCCCACACUGUGUGAGCAGUGCAUCGAGUUCUUGGAGCGCCGUCUGGUUCAGCAGCUCAACAGCAGCGCGGAGAGAGCGGGAGAGGAAGUGCUGCACGCCUUCAUCCUGGUUCACACCAAGCUGCUGGCCUUCUACUCCUGCCGCAAUGCCAGCACGCUCACCACCUCAGACCUGCUGGCGCUCAUCAUCAUGGCGCAGAACAUGUAUCCCAGUAACGUGGAUCUGGACGAGCCCAGUCCAGAGGAAGUUGAGAGCACAUCUGGUUCAGGUCCCGAGAGUUUUUACACCCCCGAGCCCUCCCCUUCCAGCAGAGACUCGGACGGUUCAGAAAAGCCGGGCAGAGGAGGCACUCCCAUGUUUGAGUUUGUGGACCCAGACAUCCAGAUGGCUGAGGACAGCUUGUACACUCUGGAGGUCGCCCCGCCGGACCCUUCCAGCCCCCGCAGAGUCUUCCUGGAGGUCUCGCAUAAGGAUGGGCUGUUUCCCAUGAUGCCGCACUCCAUGUACUGUCUCCCUCUGUGGCCCGGAAUCACACUGGUUCUGCUCACUAAGAUUCCUUCCAGUGCAGUGGCCAUCUCAGUGUAUAAGUUUUUGGAGGCUUUCACUAAGCUGGAGAAUCGUUUAAGAGACGGCCAAGGAGGCUCUGCGGUAGCGAGAAGCCAGCUGAAUAUCCACGACAUCCGCAACAAACUGGACAAAUUCAUUAAAGCCUUGGGUCCAAGUGAGUUACAGUCUGCGCAGCUACAAAAUGUCUGGACAGAGUUCAAGAAUCGAGCCUUCGCCAGAGGAGGACCUGGAUUCAGCAAGGAUCUUAUCCCAUGGUGUAAGAAUAUGAAGACGCAGCUGUGCGGCAUCUACCGCCAGUGUUUCCUGACUGACUCUGGACCAGCUGAUGCUCCUCGGCGCCUGUCCACCGCUCUGCAGGAGCGAGCCCAGACCAUGGUCCAAGAGAAACUGAUAGACUGGAAGGACUUCCUGUUGGUGAAAAGCAAGCGCAACAUCACCAUGGUGUCAUAUCCUCUCAGCAAAACCCUUUACAGAGUUAUUUUUGGUCUGAGAACAUUAUUAUUCUCUAAUCACACUUUGCAUCGUUCCUGGAGGAGCAGCCAAGUUGUUGAAGAUUACCCAGGCCUCAUCCAUUUUAUUUGUGUGGACCGAACCAGCGGCCAUAUGAUUGCUCCCUCACUCAGCAUCACAGAGCGCACCGCAUCGGAGCUGGGGAAGGGCCCGCUGGCUCACUAUAUUAAAAGCAAGGUGUGGGGACUUGUCAGGACGACCCGACACUAUCUGCAGAAGGGCUACUCCACUGUCACGCUGCGAGACGGAGAUUUCUAUUUCUGCUACUUCCUGUGGUUCGAAAAUGAAACUGGGUACAACUUGAAGGCUGUGGACAUUCCCAUCCUGCCUGAUGACUCCGCCCCCAUUGGGAUGCUGGCCUGGGACUACUACAGGAAGCUGCUGCGGUACUACAGUAAGGACCACCAGGGCGGGACGGUGAAGUGCUACGAGCUCCUGACCGUGCACCUCGGGGUCAUCCCCUCUGAGAUCAUCCUCCAGCACUGCAGGCAGCUGGCAAGCAAAUUGUGGGAGCCCUCCCGCAACCCGCUGCUGUAG